Haliotis rubra (blacklip abalone) is the source of this 4185-nucleotide messenger RNA. Its product is annotated as ranBP-type and C3HC4-type zinc finger-containing protein 1-like. The transcript has 9 exons. Gene Ontology annotation, molecular function: ubiquitin binding; ubiquitin-protein transferase activity. Gene Ontology annotation, biological process: proteasome-mediated ubiquitin-dependent protein catabolic process; protein linear polyubiquitination. Gene Ontology annotation, cellular component: LUBAC complex. Lineage: Eukaryota; Metazoa; Mollusca; Gastropoda; Lepetellida; Haliotidae. The record is from RefSeq and is a predicted model, not a curated record. The coding region runs from base 1144 to 3243 and encodes 699 amino acids.
GGACGUUGCUGUGUGUGCAAGGCCAUUCAUACUCUUGCAACCAUGUCAAACUAGGACACAGCUAUCUGAGGGGAUUUGCUAUUGGUUUAUGACGAUGUGGAAAUUCCAUUUUGUUGUGCGUAGUAUUUCUGUCUGCAGGUAGAGUUGUCACUUCCUGGAUGGAUUUCACUGACAAUGUCUAAUGUACGACUUGUGUUUUAUGUCCCACAUAUGUAAUAUGUAGGAUUGUGUCCAUGGAUAUGUUGUUGUUGCCCUAACAUGAAGGAUUUAGCUACAGGAAGGAUUAUAUCAUUGGGCAACGUGUGAUUUUCAAGCUGGGUGUUUGGAAGUCGAUCUAUGUGAAUGGCUCCUUACUGAAGUGGCUGACACACGAGUAUGUUUAAAGGAAAGCUACAGGAAUUGUAUGUGUGUCAAGGAUUUCUCAAACUGUUCUGAUAUUGUCUCAAGACAAGUGAGUUGUAAGGAAAGUAAUAUCACCAGAGUAUGUCUAAAGGAACGCUACAGGAAUUGCAUGUGUGUCAAUGAUUUCUCAAACUGAUCUGAUAUUGUCUCUGUGUGAGUUGUAAGGAAGUAUAAUCAAGAAUAUCCUAAAGGAAAGCUACAGGAAUUGUUUGUGACUGUGUCAAGGAUUUCUCAGACGGAUAUAUUGUCUCCGUGAAACUGAGUUGUAAGGAAAGUAUAAUCACCAGAAUAUCUCUAAAGAAAAGCCACAGGAUAUUUAUGUGACUGUUUGAAGAAUCUCACCAACCGAUUUAAUAUUUUCUGAAUGCAAGUGAGUUGUGAGGAAAGUAGUAUUCUCAUAUGAAUAAUUUGAGUUGAAGAAAAGUGAAUAUAAUGGAACCAAAUAUUUGAUUGUGAAAUUUUUGAGAAAUUUCAUUAGAUGUUUCAGUUAAUUGGUUCAAGGAAUAAUCAAGUGAAAAGUGAGUGGCAGUUAUUUCUUCAAAAUGUUAAAUGUGCACAUUACAUCUUGAGACCUGUAGUUUGGUUUUGUUAACCUCCUGAUUUCGAACUUCUAAUGAAUGUAAAACUGAGUAAUUGUGCUGAUUUGUUUUCAAAUUGUAAAGUAAAUAAUAUGAUUAUGCAAAACCAAACUUACUAUAUUUUGUGAAGUCAUUUUUUUUGGUCAACAAGAAAACUGUAACUAUGGCAUUUUCACGGAGAUCAGAGCCACCAUUGCCGCCAGUACUUUUAAGAGAAGGUUCUGUAAGGAAACCAGAAGUAUCGCAGCCAAGGAGCAGACGUCUGAGUCAGUAUAGUGCUUCUACCGUUCUGGAAGCUCAAGCCAACUGCAUCGCGUCCUGCGAUUGUACUGUGAACCAGCCAAUCACCGUCCCUGUAGAUGCUAAGUGGGAAAACACAAAGUCGAAUCAGGAUGAUGAUGCUCGGCCAAUGGUCAGUUCUGAGGAUAAUGUGGUGUAUUUGUAUCACAGUGACGACGAUGGCUGUUAUCACAUCACUGUGUUGAAGAACCGUCCUGGAGCAGACGCGGAGAUAUUUUUGACCUUUUCCCUUGAGGGGUUCGCCAGUGGUGGUUUGAAGUACAACAUUAAGGGUCCAUAUUGGCAUCACGUGUGUAUCUCUGAAAACAAUAAGGAACGUGAAUUUGUGUUUAAACUUGAGAAAGGUCAACAAGGUGAUAUCUUUACACAGAAGGUCAAGGACGUUCUUCAUAUAUUGGAACAAGGUCAUGUGACACGCCAGCAUGAUACAGAAACAGAGAUAGCCAAAGAAAAGUUCCCAGCUGUAUUCUUUUACAAAAGAAUGGAUGAUCCGUCGAUGCAGAGCGGGUUGCCACGGGGGAUGCAACCCACCCCACCCGAACACUUGAGAAAGAUCCUUGAACUUCUACAGGCGGCCAUCUUGGCUGGUGACGGUGAACGAGCCAAACAGAUCGCCCAUCGGCUGGCAGUGGAGAAAGUUAAACUGGAUAUUAAAGUGGAUGAAACCGAGAUAGAGAGAAGGAGGAAUGAGCCAAGCAUCAGUGUAAAGGUCCAUGUAGAGGAUCGAGAGACAUCCGGCUGCCCUGUCAACCUGAAAGUGAAGCCUUCGGAUACCAUAGGGGACCUCAAGAGAAAGAUGUUUCUUGAAUAUGAGUUCCCUGUGGAGGUCCAGAGGUGGAUAAUCGGGAGGAAGAUCCCCCAAGACCGAGAUACCCUCCACCGAUGCAACAUCCGCUCAUCGGGCCACACCGUGUAUCUGUACCUGGCCACUGCCAGAUCUGUCAACCUGGAACCCAACCAGAUGGAUACGAUGAACACAUUAGGACGAACUCCUCCAGAGAUGAGUGGGGAUUACAUGACCAUGGCUAAUUUCCGACAGUCCCAAAGGGGUCAAGGAGGUGCAGUUCAAAGGUCAAGUAGGCCACCCAGCAGACAACAGUCAAAUGUCUCCACUGGCUCAGGAAGCACACCCUCACAAUUUUCAGAAGCUGCCAGCCCCGAGUCUUUUGUUGACCCUUUACGUGCAUCAGGAUCAGUGCCCUCUUCAAGACCAAAUAAAGGACUAAGUCUGAAUGUAGGCAGAGGUCAAGCACAAUUUCAGAGUUUUGGAAGAGGUCAAGGACAAUUUCAGAGUUCUGGAAGGGGUCAGGGUCAAAAUGUUGGCAGAGGUCAAGCACAAGGUGGUGGCAGAGGUCAAGGUCAAUUUCCAGGAAUGGGUAGAGCUCAUGGUCCAAUUCAUAGUCCACCAGAAUUUUUGGAGGAACACGUUUUGAUUAGCUCCAGCCCUCCAGGAGCUACAGGUGGAGGUGUACAGUCAGCCGUCUCUCCUGAGUCAUCAGCAGAGAUUGGUUGGCAGUGUCCAGCAUGUACAUUUAUAAAUAAACCAACACGCCCUGGGUGUGAGGUUUGUGGAGGUGAUCGGCCCCCUGACUAUGAGGUUCCUAUUGGUUACAUCAUGACCAAGGAGGAGCUGUGCUGGUUGGCUGACAGAGAAGAUCAGGAGAGGCUGGUGCAGGAGGCUGACAGACAGAGAGGUGGCCCGGUAGGCAACACAGAGAUUGGCAAUGACGAGGAACUCACCGAGGAACAGCUUGAUCUCAUUUUACGAUUCAAUGACGCUAUAGUAGACCUUCAGCACCGACAGGCACCAAGGCAACAGGGUGUCGGCCAGAACAACACAGCCAGUUUACAAAAUCCUCUCCAGACACUGGCUGGCGGUGUUCAACCACUUCCUCGAGGGGAAGAUGUUCCGGAUCUAGAUUCACAUGCUCCAUCUGAUGAAGACAACAGUUCAUGGGCAUGACACAACGAUGUUGUAACCAAUAUUGGAAUGGAUGCUAGUGUUUAUUGCACUGAUUUUGACUGAUUGAGCAUUUGUGGAUCAGUGGAUCAAGUUAACCUUUAUCUGUGGAAGUGGUUAAAGUUUCUGACAUAUUGUGCCAGACGACCUAGUUGACUUUGAAAGCCCCGAGGGACCAGAAGCACUGUGUUUGUUUAAAACUGUUCUUCACUAUACAGUUUAAAAUUGUGUAAAUACAAUUGUAGUAUCUCCCAUUCUUUGAAGAUAUGAUGUUGCCAAAGAGACAAGCUCCUCCUUACUGUCAAAUUGUUUUUAUACCUGGCAAUAAUGAUUAACUUCUGAAUAGGAGAGGUGUUGGGGUAGUCUAGUGGUUAAAGCAUUCCCUCAUUAUGCUGAAGGCCCAGGUAUGAUUCUCCACAUAGGUACAAUGUGUGAAGCCCAUUUCUGGGGUUCCCCGCCGUGAUAUUGCUGGAAUAUUGCUAAAAGUGGCGUAAUACUAAACUCACUCACUCGCUCUGAAUUGGAGAUAACUCUGAUUUUGUGACAGUGUGCAUGCAUUUACUAAGUGUGUUGCUUUGAUGAUGAUGUUGGUCAUUCAGGUGAGAGGAACAUCGCACUAGUCAUCUAUACUCUUAUACAAUUUGGGGCGGUGGGGUAGUCUAGUGGUUAAAGUGUUCGUUUGUCAUGCCUGGGUUCGAUUCCCCACAUGGGUACAAUGUGUGAAGCCCAUUUCUGGUGUCCCCUGACGUGAUAUUGCUGGAAUAUUGCUAAAAGUGGCAUAAAACCAUACUCACUCACUCAUCAAACUUAUACAAGUUUACAACAUGAUAUAUGAUCAACAUACUUUUCAAAUCAGUGUUGACCUGUGAAGGUCCGGUUUAGAAUGAGCCUUCAGUAACCCAAGCUUGUGGUAAGAGGCGACUAACAAGAUCGGGUGGUCAGGCU